Molecule: messenger RNA, 2110 nt
Organism: Sycon ciliatum
Lineage: Eukaryota; Metazoa; Porifera; Calcarea; Leucosolenida; Sycettidae
Product: probable E3 ubiquitin-protein ligase makorin-1
Exons: 16
Coding region: 183-1625 (480 amino acids)
Biological process (GO): protein polyubiquitination
Molecular function (GO): metal ion binding; ubiquitin protein ligase activity
Source: RefSeq, a predicted model, not a curated record
GUCGAGUUGCUUUUGUUUCUCUUCCAAAAAUUAAUGCAAGUCAGUUCCUGCACAACGUGUCAACAAUCUCUCCAGACUGAGCAAAGAAAGCAGAUUGUGCUUAUAAAUUGACUCAGGUGCUGGUCUGAACACUGUUUUUGGUGGAAAGUGAGUCUCGUUCAGUGCUGUCUGGUAUCUGCGAAAUGGCAAGCGGAGGAGGGUUUCAUCCUAGAGAUGAUGACAAAAGCGUGCAGUGCCGGUACUUUGUGAGUGGUGUUUGCAAGAGAGGUAGCAGCUGCUCAUUCAGCCAUGACUUCAAUGCCAAACCUGAUAAUGUGUGUCGCUACUACCAGCAUGGAGGGUGUGGCUAUGGGAAGAAGUGCCGAUAUGACCAUGUUAGACAAAAACCAGAUACUGGCAGCGCUCAGAGAGGGUCUUCGAUGUCUUCAUCAUCUUACUCUGGAACGCCCUCUUCAGUGUCAGCUUCCAACAGCUCAAAACCCUUGGAAACAUGUAGCUGGUCCACUGGUCAGUGCAGAGAUUCCUCUUUCAAGCCAUGUACAAAUGCCAAACCAGAACCGUAUCAUUCCAAGAUGACAGUUCUGCGCAAAACUGAUCACCGAUCGCCAAAAGGCCAGACACCGGCUAACUGGGCUGAUGCACCAGCAUUUGUUCCUAAGAGUACGCUGUCCAGUACCUCACAUUCCGCUUCAUCGUCUUCCAUGUCAUAUAGCAAUGCUGCUGCUGCCGACACACCGUCAUUCUCAGAAUCGGAUUAUUGCAGCUCUGACCGGUGGGAUGCUGCUACUGACUCAGAACUUUGGGAACAGAGGCAUGCCUAUCAAGGUUAUGCUGCGGAAACAUCACUGUCAGAAGAGUCGUCUGCUGCUGCUGAUUCAUCCAUACCACCAGAAAUGUACCAUUAUGUGGAUGAUGUCACUGACAGUGUUGCCAGUGCAUUGUUGUGUCCGUAUGCUCAAAUGGGCAAUUGUCCGUUUGGUGAUGAAUGUUCUUAUCUGCAUGGUGACAUAUGUGAUCUUUGUCAACGGCAAGCUCUCCAUCCAACUGAUCUGCAACAGAGAAAGGCUCAUGAAAAGGAAUGUGCGGAACAUAUAGAGAAGGAAAUGGAAGUGGCGUUUGCUGAGCAAAGAACACAAGGUGUUGCAUGUGGAAUCUGUCUGGACGUGGUGUGUGAAAGGCCCAACCCGGCAGAGAGAUAUUUUGGUCUUCUGUCUGAGUGCAAGCAUGCGUUUUGUUUAGCUUGUAUUCGAAAGUGGAGAUCUGCUCCCAGAGGCAAAACCGUUGUCAGGACAUGUCCAGCUUGCCGUGUUCCAUCAUUCUUUGUCACGCCGAGUCGAGUAUGGGUGGAAGACCCGGAUGAGAAGAAGCUAUUGAUAGGGCAGUACAAGUCUGUUCUCAGUAACAAGCCAUGCAAGUAUUUCAAGGAAGGAAAGGCUACUUGCCCGUUUUCUGACAGUUGCUUUUAUCGGCACGCUAACCCUGAUGGCAGCCUAGCUCUAAAUACCAAGCCAGUUAUCCGUCAUAAAACAGAUGCGGAUGGACAAUAUUCCUCUAUUGGUGGAGUCAUGUUAGCUGGUUUCUUGUUUCCUGAAGACUUGGAGUCAGAUAUGUGGUAUUCGCUAUGAUGGGUCUCUCUGCUUGCUCCAGCCGGUUUCUGCUUCAUGGCAUGUCGUUGAGUUAGCAUGAAGCUGCACUUUCCCUGCUGUUCUCAACGUGUGCAAGCCACAGAGCUAUGGUCAUGCGUUUAAAACAAGUCGGGUAAUGCCUACACCAUCAGCUGUUGUCCAUGCUGCACUUUUCGCGGACGGUCUCUCUCUCUCUCUCUCACUGUCUGUCUGUCUGUCUGUCUGUCUGUCUGACCAAUGGCAGUGGCAGAGUGUGACUGCCAUCAUUACGGAAUAACUUGUCAAACUAGUCAGGAAUAACUUGUCAUUUGACAUUUGGCAAAUUGACAGAAAUUAAUAUUAACUUGCCAAUUCCAUUUGUGUUUGAUGUCAGCCAUGCCUGGGAUAAGGAUGCAGAAGCACUUAUCCCAGUUUUGCUCUAUUUUCUUCUCACGUGUUUUUCAUAUCGGCAUACAGUGGAACCAAAUACAGUGGAAUCAAACUGA